AUGAACAAAAUAACUGAUACACACGAUAAAAAGUCAACUGCUUCAUUUUUAACACCAGAUCUCAUACCGCUAUCAACACACACAACAAAUCAGUUCAACUGCACAGAAAUAAGAGAUAAACAUAACGACAAAACCAAGUCCACAGAAGAAACCACCGUCGUUCUGGAUGAACAGCAAUCCACUUUGCAAAAUGACAUAGCAGAUUUACACAACCAUACCAAUACAACAUUCUCUCCUCGAUUUAACAAAAAUAAUGAUGCAGUUUUAUCUGUUCAAAGAAAGACUUUACCCGGAUGGGUUUAUACCCUUCAUAAAAAACAAAUAUUUGAUAAAAUAAUAAUCACUUUACCUAUUUUAAUUAAGGCAAUCAGAAUAAUUUGUGCAUUUUCUAUAAUUUUUUUUAAUUUAUUGUUGUUGAUUAGCGGAACAAUAAUAAAAAAAAACAAUCCGUUUUACCUCUCUAGGAUUGACUUAUCCAAGACUCAAAUUAUUGCCGGAUUGUUUUCCUCAUUAAGUACAAAUGUAGAAAGCUCUCAAAUAAAUGAUGGCGUGGGGUUAACAACAAGUGAGGUUUUAAUUAUUACACAAUAUACAAGCUCGCAGGUUUCUAAUAUCCCGAGCUUUAUUAAAAAUUACAUGUAUGGAAGCUGUUCUUCGGAUAGCUGUUAUGAAAAAGGAUACGGAUCUGCCUUUGACUAUAGGGAAAUUUUAGAUUUGUCAGGAUUAGACAUUAUUUUAUCAUACGCUUAUACCGAUAUAACUAGCAAUACUGCAUAUACAGCCUAUAUCGAUUCCGUUAAAAGUAAAAAUUCCAAAAUUUUAACUUUACAAUACUUUUGCUUGGCUCUUCAAAUCAUCGCCACAGGUCUGCUAAUAUGGUAUUACAGUUCUUCCUUUUCAUCACGCUUUUCUUUUUCUAAACUUACCGACAACCGAAGAGUAAUGGAGAAUAAAAAAUCCAGAUUUACUGAUAAAUAUUUAGUACAUGUCUUAUCAUUUUUGAGUUUACUUGAGUUUAUUUGUUGUUGCAUAGUGGCCAUAGUUAAUUUAUACGUUAUAUUAAGAAUGAAGGCACGUAUAAAGAAAGAACUAGACAGUUUUGAUAUUCACUUGAGUCUAGGUGCUGCUUGGCUGACCUGUCUUUGGUUUUUGGUGGCCUCUUCCUUAUUAUCGUGCUUGGUGUGGGGUGGAUUGGAAUGGUGUGUAGCCGAAUCAUCUAUUGAAUUUUCUGGUUUAAAUUCCAGCAACCAAUUGGGGAACAUAUCUAAUGAUAAUAAUAGUUCUGAUAUUAAUGCUGAUCUUGAAUUUGAAAGGGAUUAA
Messenger RNA from Saccharomycodes ludwigii, 1320 nucleotides. It is a transcript of the gene ECM7, whose product is annotated as Ecm7p. Gene Ontology annotation, cellular component: plasma membrane; cell cortex of cell tip. The record is from RefSeq and is a predicted model, not a curated record. NCBI's taxonomy places the organism in Eukaryota, Fungi, Ascomycota, Saccharomycetes, Saccharomycodales, Saccharomycodaceae. The coding region runs from base 1 to 1320 and encodes 439 amino acids. The transcript has a single exon. Gene Ontology annotation, biological process: fungal-type cell wall organization.